AAGAACUUCGUGUUUUUCUUGGAUUUUUCCUCAAGUUUUCCUCACUUUAUAUGGAUAACGCGCGUCCACAGUUCGGGAAUCGCCUUCUCAAGGACGAUCAGGAUGUCUUUCAACAUAAUGCUUGGUAAUGCACUGAAAUUUCUGCCCAAAUUCCUCAGAAUCCGGUUGUUUUCCCGGAAAGAAAUUUUCUUGGAAGACACGCGUUACAGAAAAAAGCCCCAAUUUGGAACAAGAUUCCUUCUGGACAGAGCCAGGGUGUUUGAUUUCAAUGCCUGGGACAACGUCGAGUGGGAUGAUGAGCAGGAAAAAUUGGCCAGAGAGAGUGUCCGGGUGAACUCUUCUCAGAAGAUGUGUCAGGAGGACGUGCAGAAGUACGAGGAGGAAGCCGGGAAGUUUUGGGAUGACUUCUAUAGUGUACACAAUAAUAAGUUUUUCAAGGAUCGUCACUGGCUCUUCACGGAAUUCCCGGAAUUAGCACCAGCGGCAGCAUCAGAAGAGAAAGCUUCCAGGAUGAUCUUCGAAAUCGGAUGUGGCGUAGGAAAUACCAUAAUUCCCAUCCUUAAGUACUCUCAGGAGGAGGAUUUGAUGGUGUACGGAGGAGAUUUCUCAGGGAAAGCGAUAGAAAUACUGAAGGAAGACCCACAUUUCGAUGAAAAACGAUGCGAGGCAUUUGUUCUGGAUGCCACAGCUGAGAUCUGGGAUGUUCCCUUCCAAGAGAAUUCUAUAGACAUAAUAGUCAUAAUCUUUGUGAUGUCUGCCAUCAAUCCUGCAAGGAUGUCUCACGUCGCUCAGCAAGUGGCAAAGUACCUGAAACCCGGCGGGUUGGUGGUCUUUAGAGAUUACGGUCUGUACGACAUGGCUCAGUUGAGAUUCAAGCCUGGAAAGUGCCUUGAGGAGAACUUUUACGUGCGUGGCGAUGGAACGAGGGUGUAUUUCUUCACUCAAGACGAAGUCAGGGAGUUGUUCGUGAAGGCUGGCCUCACGGAGGAGCAGAACCACAUCGAUAGGAGACUCCAGGUGAACCGAGGAAGGCAACUGAAGAUGUAUAGAGUGUGGAUUCAGGCAAAAUUCCGGAAACCCGCGCAGAAACCUGAAGUGCUUCACUGUUAAAUUGCAAAUAUUUUGCCGUUCUUUUCAAUGGGUUGAAGGAACAAGACUACCACUGAAAUCCUCCUGAACCUGGGAUAAAAGGAAUAUAAUUCGAGGAAAGACAUUCAUUUGUGAUCAUCAUUGUGGCAUCUAAAGGCGGAAUUCCGAUGAGACACUCGGAAUUGGAGGUUCUAAACUUCAAGUAGUUGAAAAUCACU
Messenger RNA from Phlebotomus argentipes, 1307 nucleotides. It is a transcript of the gene Mettl2, whose product is annotated as tRNA N(3)-methylcytidine methyltransferase Mettl2. The record is from RefSeq and is a predicted model, not a curated record. The transcript is spliced from 5 exons. NCBI's taxonomy places the organism in Eukaryota, Metazoa, Arthropoda, Insecta, Diptera, Psychodidae. Gene Ontology annotation, molecular function: tRNA (cytidine-N3)-methyltransferase activity. The coding region runs from base 103 to 1110 and encodes 335 amino acids.